AUGACGGGCAUCGAGCGCUAUGGGUCUUCAGGCGCGCACACAGUGGAGGGCAACGUGGCCGGGUCCAGGGCUUCGAAGCUGAGCAAGCAGCGCGAAAUGCAGCAGAAGGAAUACGAAGCCAAGCGCCUGGACAUCGAAAAGACCAACCGUCGAGGAACGCGCAUCGACGAGAACUUCCAGUCGCACCAGGACGACGACGAGAGCGAGUUCAAGGCAUGUCUUGGCGAUCGUCAAACGGUGGGGUUGGUGACAGCAGAGGAAUUUCGAAAGAAGCGCGAGAACCUCCAGAACCGCAAAAGCUCUCGAGUUGAUGUGCAAUCAGAGGAGCAGCAGAAGGAGCCGAAGAAGAAGAAGAAACGAAAAGCCAAAAAGAUGGGUCCACUGUCGUUCGACAUGGACGACAAUGACGCAGACGAGGAGGAGACUACGAGGCCUACACGCGCUAAGAAAAGCAUCAAGAAUCCGAAUGUGGAGACGGAUUUCUUACCCGACAAGGAACGCGAAAAAGAGGAGGCUCGUGAGCGACAGCAGCUUCGUGUCGAAUGGGAAGUGGAGCAAGAACGCAUCAAAAAUGAAGAUGUUGCAGUAACGUAUAGCUACUGGGAUGGCUCUGGACACCGUCGGGAGAUCACGAUCCCAAAGAAGACAACAAUCGGCAAGUACCUCGAGCUUGUCAAGCAGCAACUGAUGACCGAAUUCGCUGAGUUGCGUGGUGUCAGUGCUGAAAAUCUGAUCUACAUCAAGGAGGAUCUAAUUAUUCCUCACCAUUACUCUUUCUACGAUCUGAUUGUGACCAAAGCUCGUGGAAAAAGUGGGCCUCUCUUCCACUUCGACGUGCACGACGAUGUUCGCCUUCUGCAGGACCGACGUGUUGAAAAGGAUGAGUCGCACCCAGGGAAAGUCGUUGAUCGGUAUUGGUACGAGAAGAACAAGCACAUUUUUCCAGCCAGUCGGUGGGAAGUGUAUGACCCUAACGUUGUUCGCGAGAAGUACACAAUCCACGGCGACUAA
Messenger RNA from Phytophthora infestans T30-4, 1011 nucleotides. RefSeq lists its product as uncharacterized. Gene Ontology annotation, cellular component: nucleus. The record is from RefSeq and is a predicted model, not a curated record. NCBI's taxonomy places the organism in Eukaryota, Oomycota, Peronosporomycetes, Peronosporales, Peronosporaceae. Bases 1 to 1011 code for a protein of 336 amino acids. Gene Ontology annotation, biological process: chromatin organization. The transcript is spliced from 8 exons.